AUUGUUAUGGUCGCGGUCACACUGAUCCACGCACACAUACACUUAUAUACUGCGCUUUGUCAGGUCGAGAGUUGCAAAGCAUACAUACAAUACAAUAUUUUAUUGCUGGUUUUGGUGGUAAAUUUGCAUUUGUUAAUGGCCGUGGCCAAGACAGACGUGCCCGCUUUUUAACUCAAACCAAACAAACAAACACACGUCUCUCUCUGUCUCUAUCAAUGAAAAUCGAUCAUCAAGUGUUUUUCAAUUAACUUGUAUUCCAUAUGUAAAAAAAAAAACAACAAAAAACAAAAACAAAAUAAAAAGAAUAUAUCGAAACUAAAACAAAAUGUAUACUAAGUAACGAUACCGCAUAAGACUGUCAUUAUUAUUAUUAUUGCCGCCGCGUUUAUCUGUAUCUGUAACAGUACCUCAGUAUAUGUAUCUGUAUCUCACUGACCAACUACUGCAAAAGCGCAAACUUCAAACUGCACACACCUCAGCCUCAGCCUCAACGUCAAAGCUCAUGUUAAGCUCGCCUCCAUACGCCAACUUAUUAUAUAUCAACAAAUAUAGUAUUAUUCCUCGUACCGCCUACCAACAAAUACUACCAACAACAACAACUACUACCAACAACAACAACAACUACAACAACCAGAACCAUCAACAUUCUGCAACUCUUGGCAAGAGACUCGGCUUUAGUUUCUAAAUGAGUUUUGAAUAACCAAAAAGAAUAAAUAAGAAAGAAACCAAUUGCAAACGUAAGUUUCGAGGGCAACAGCCGCAGCAUGCUGAACUCCAAUGCCAAUCAUUCUGGCAACAGCCGUCGGCCAUUUUCGCGUAAUUCCUCAUCGGCCCGCUCCCAUCGCGGACGCAUGCUCUAUUCCCCGCAUCCCCACGGACAGCAGCAGCAGCAACAACAACAACAACAACAGCAGCAGCAGCAACAACAGCGGAACAACAACAAUGGCCUUGUGCCGGGUCAUAGUCCCUGGUGCAAUGUCAAUCUAAAUCGCCACAAUAAUGACAGCGGCAACAACAACAACAGCAACAGUAACAACAACAAUGCCAAUAAAGAUGCAAUCGAUGGCAGAAAUUCAAAUUGCGAUGUACAAACAAGUAAUUCUAGCGGAACUUGUAUUUAUAAUAACAAUAGCAAAACGCAUCAUCACAAUAACAACAACAACAGCCUUAACCUUAAUCACAGUCAAAAUACCCACCACAGUCAUCAUCAGCAUUAUCAUCCAGCUACACAUUCCCACUCACAGUUUAACAGUAACAGUAACAGUCCCCAUAACAUUAACAGUAAUCGUACCAAUAGUUAUCAUCACGCCAUUUCCAACACUGCACACAACAACAACAUCAAUUGCAAUGAUAACACCAACAACAAUACUAGUAAUUUGAGUAGCAUUCUUCGUGCAUCACAGCAACACAAUGAAAACCACAAUCCCAACAUCCUGAAUUCGAAUUCGGGUUCGAGUCCCAGUUAUCACAGCUAUUAUGAUAUGUGUCACAGUGCGUCAAGUGCGACGUCCGCUUUUGGUUCCAUGUCCGUGUCCGUUGUCAGACUGCAGAAUCCAGCACGCUUAUGUUUAACAGUUGCCACUCCUCCCUCGCCAUCACCGCGACGUCCCCCCCUCGUAGUGUCCUACAACAACAAUAAUAACCUGCAUUACUUAAGUCAACACCAAAGUUACAAUCAUAAUCAUCAAUAUCACAGCACUCAUCAUAACCCAAAUUACCAACCACAACCACAACACCAACAACAACAUAAUCAGCAAUUACUACUAGUACAACAACCACAACCACCACCACCACAACAACAACAACCGACUAAUCGCCAAUCCCUCCCGCUAACACGUACGAAUUCAAAUUCAACAACCGCAACUUUCAAUUCAACCAAUACAACAACAAAUAGUAACCCUACUGAUGUUGUGAAUGUCAAUUCUUGUACCGAUAUAAUUCCUCAUGGGUCGUCUGCGCCACAACAACAACAACAACAACAACUACACCAACAACAACGAAUGUGUUCACAACGGCAACAACAACUACAACGACGAUCUCAAAACCAAAACCAUCAUCAACUGUCGCCGUCGCUUCUUAUGAUCAACUUCAACCAAAUGACUGAUUCUCACAUUAACAAUGCAUCAAAUGCGUCACCCUCCUCCACCAAUAGCCACAACCAAGGCCCCUCCGGUCCCCCACCUCUGCUGCUGGGACCGGGCCAUGGCCACCACAAUCAGCGUAGCUAUAACAACAAUAAUAACAACAACAAUCGCAACGGCAACAACAAUGCGAAUGGCAAUGGCGGAAAUGGAAUUGGAAAUGGCAAUGGUAACCCUAAUGGCGGCAGCCCUGCAGAUUACAUGAAUUACCGUCGAGCCUGUCAACAUCACAAUAAUAACAACAACAACAAUAAUUCGGGCAACGGCCACAACAACAAUCGUCGCCACAAUGGCAGCUACGAAAGGAAUCCCAACAAUAAUCACUUUGGUGGCAAUGGCAGCUCGGAACAAGGCCUAGAUCAUCGAUCUGAUGGCGGCUAUAGCUUUAUGCGCAACGGUGGCGGCUAUGGUCGCAAUGGAUCCCACUACCAGCACAUGGGCAAUGGCUACAACAACAACAGUGGUGCGUCCACAUCAUCUGCUGGCCAAGGUUUAAUGGGAGAUAUGCCCUCGGGGUCUGGACUGUCGGGCUCGACACUCUCGCUGAACAAUGGACCAGGGCCGAAUGGGCUUAACUCCGAUAGUCCAUCGCGCAAGCGUCGCCGUAUCUCAGGGCGACCUAGUCAAUCUCCGCCAGCGAUUUGGGAGCCAAGACGCUCACAGCGUGUCAUGAUGCAACAGGGAAGUCCACCAUUGCGUCGGCCACGCUUGCGUGAUGUUGUCACAUCCACACAGCAGCAGCAGCAUCAGCAAUAUGCCGCACAGCAACAUCACGCACAGCAGCAGCCGCCACCGCCCAACUACCAUCAGAUGCACCACCAUCAGCCGCAUUUCGUGUCGCAGCAGCAGGCGCAUCCUCAUGGGCAUCCACAUCGCUCGCCCUGGGAUCUAACAGGUCAAGGCUCUGGAGCUGGAGCUGUGGGCAAUGCGGCCGCUGGCAAUGCAGGUGCUGUUGGUCCCUCAUCCAGCAGCACAGUAGGCGCCAUGCUGCAGCAGGUGCAGGCCCCACCGCCACAGGCGCCGCCCACACAUCAGCAGACGGUGUCUGCUGGUCCGCCACCACCACCGCCCACUUCGCUGAUGGUCGAUCUAAAUCUGAACCAAGUGCCCGUUAGCCUGGCUUUGCGUCACGAGCCCAUCUGGGCCUCGUUCUGCACGUAUCCGGCGCACGUCUCGCUGCCAGCGCAGGCUCGCUUGGCGCCCUGCCAUCUGCAUGGCAUCUACACGCAACCCUUCUCGGCGGCACCCGCUGGACUGGCGGCUGCUCCACUACAGGUGGCCCAGGUGCCAACGCCCACGCAGGUGGCUGCGGCUGCAGCAGCAGCACAAGCGAUGAUCCAGCAGGCAACGAUCACGGCACAGCAGCAGCAACGUGAUGUGGCCGCCAUUGCGGUGGCCAAUUUGACACUAGAGCCACCCACACAUCACUUGGACGGACAUCAGGCAGCCGCAGCGGCGGCGGCGGCAGCAGCAGCUGCAGCAAGUGCUCCGGUCGGUGCACAAGCGCCACACUCACAUCCUCAUCCCCAUCAGCAUCCGCAUCAGCAUUCGCAUCCGCAUCAGCAUCAGUUGCCGCCAAGUCACAUCCACAUCGCCUCCAUGAGCGCCGCAGCGGCGGCGGCAACACAGCAUCUACAUUCCACGGCCGCAGCGGCAGCAGCUGCCGCACAUGUGACACAGAUGUCGGCGGCACCGCAGCAGAUCAUCAUAUCGUCGGAACGACGCACAUUCCCGCCCCACAGGCGCAUUCCGCGCUUCUGGCCGGCAAAUCCUGGAGCUCAUCGUCAUGUGCUACCGCCGCAAUCUCUGGCGGCCCAUCAGGCGCCCGUGCAGAUUCAAACCACCGCUGGCAUCAUCAAUCCGGGCUUCUUGCUCAAUUUCCUUGCUAUGUUCCCGCUGUCACCCUACAAUCAACACGACCUAAACUCCGCAGACACCAAUGAGACGGAGAACUAUGAGGCGCUCCUCAGUCUGGCCGAACGUCUAGGCGAGGCCAAGCCCCGCGGUCUGACCCGCAACGAAAUUGAUCAGCUGCCCAGCUACAAGUACAAUCCAGAGGCCCAUAAUGGUGAUCAAUCCUCCUGCGUCGUCUGCAUGUGCGACUUUGAGCUGCGUCAGCUGCUACGUGUCCUGCCCUGUUCCCACGAAUUCCAUGCCAAAUGUGUGGACAAAUGGCUACGCUCCAAUCGUACGUGCCCCAUUUGCCGUGGCAAUGCCUCGGACUACUUUGAUAGCGCCGAUCAUCAGCAGGCAGCUCAAGCCCAAGCUCAGGCGCAAUCGCAAGUGCAAGCGCCGGGAGUUGCUGCCACUGCGGCAGGUGCAAGCAGCGUGGCAGGAUCAACAUCGACCAGUGCUAGCAAUGCACCAUCAUCGGUGGCUGCCGCAGUGGCUGCUGUUGCAGGCACUAACAAUGUGCAGCAGAGUCAGGCUGCCUAAGGAGUGUGUUAACAUUUAUAUAUUCAAGAGAUAACACCAAUAAUAAUAACCACAAAAAUAUAAAUACUACACGCUUUCGCCACGUCGUCCAGGAUCGGAGCACAUCUACAAAUACAACCAAACAAACAAAUAAACAAAACACACACACAGAGUUUGCCUACAUGAGUAAUUGAUAAAACGCGCAACGAAUCCAACUGCCAAAUCGCUUCCCUUUUAACCAGGCCACUUCAAUAGCUUGUUGUAGAACUAAACGUAGGCGGUAGUUGUAUGUAAGUAACAAAUAGUAACAGUAACUUGUAAUCAUAAUCAAAAAAAACAAAAACCAAAAAAUACCAAACAAAAACAAAAUGCAUACCACCAAGAUUUCAUUACAUACAUAAGUACUCUUCGUGCAUACGUAUCGAUAGUCAAUAAUCGAUAGUAUUGUUAAAUGUGCUAAACUUGAGCGAACUAAAACUAAUGAAGUUAAAAGUCAUCACUGAUUUUUCUCCAGCAGUGCAGUGCUAAAGGGGGUCGAUAUUAAAAAAAAAAGAGAA
Molecule: messenger RNA, 5113 nt
Organism: Drosophila sulfurigaster albostrigata
Lineage: Eukaryota; Metazoa; Arthropoda; Insecta; Diptera; Drosophilidae
Gene: mura
Product: myb-like protein I
Exons: 9
Coding region: 765-4577 (1270 amino acids)
Source: RefSeq, a predicted model, not a curated record